This is a messenger RNA of Plodia interpunctella (Indianmeal moth), 3462 nucleotides long. RefSeq names its product Transferrin 2 (gene Tsf2). Lineage: Eukaryota; Metazoa; Arthropoda; Insecta; Lepidoptera; Pyralidae. The record is from RefSeq and is a predicted model, not a curated record. Bases 163 to 2724 code for a protein of 853 amino acids. Gene Ontology annotation, cellular component: recycling endosome; plasma membrane; extracellular region. Gene Ontology annotation, biological process: iron ion transport. The transcript has 16 exons.
AUCAAGCAAGCAAACAAAAAUUUUGGGCUGGGCUACGGGCGUAACCGGUGUUCAGUGAUUUGUGGUUUUAUUUCGAAUAUUUUAUCCGUUUCUUUAUUUCUAAAUGAAUUAAAACAAUGCCGAAGUGAAGUAAUUAUAACUCUACAUUACAUUAAAUUCAAAAUGACUACAGCUAUAUUCGCGUUUUUUAUCUCCUUCCUUAUUGCUGAUACAGCUGCUAGAUUUGGAUCAGAAGUUGUUACAAACACAUUCAAAAAAUAUAUUCCUAUUGAGGGCCAGGAGGUUCUCACAUGGUGCACCACUUCGCUGUUGGAGCACGAAAAAUGUGAGAAGCUUAUGAGGAUUGUAAUGCUUGACAAAGGGCUGUUUGGAGAAGAAUAUAUAGAGUUGCAGUGUAAGCGGGCAUUUGAUGUUGAAGAAUGCAUGUCCCUGGUGGAUCAGGGGAAGGCAUCCCUCCUGGCCCUUGAUGCUGGAGAGGUCUACAUAGCUGGCCGGUAUCACUCUCUGGUGCCUAUAGCUCAAGAGUUGUAUGGUCAUGGGGAGCCUUACCAAUACUCUGUGGCUGUGGUGAAGAAGGGUAGUCUCCCGUCGGUGCAGCCUGGUUCAGGCCUGCACGGGCUGCGUGGGGCUAAGGCCUGUUUCCCUGGAGUCGGCUCACUGGCAGGAUGGGUCAUGCCUGUACAUAUUCUGAUGCAGGAAGGCGGACUCAAAAUAACGGACUGCAACAACCAUGUGAAGUCAGCUACAUAUUUCUUCGGCGAAUCGUGCGCACCAAACUCUUUGAAAGACAUCUACAAUCCCAUUGGUGAUAACUCUGAUAAACUAUGUAAACUAUGUACCGGCGGGCCGGGUAUUCGUUGCACCCUACGGGACCCCUACGCGGGAUACGAGGGAGCCCUAAAGUGCCUCAUAGCCAACGGCACUGGAGACAUAGCGUUCGUGCGAGACACCACUAUACAACAUGCACUGCUGUCUAACAAGAUACUGGGUGGAGUAACAGAAGAUCAAUUUGAACUGAUAUGCCGUGAUGGCUCAAGGCGGUCAGUACGGGAGUAUUCACACUGCAACUGGGGCCGCGUGCCCGCCGACGCGGUAGUUACCAGCAGCGCCGUCAGCGCGCCGCGCCGCCUCCGUUUCCAAGCCAUCCUACAGAAGAUAGUCGAGCUUUACGGCGACCCGAACCCCUUAAAUUUGGCUCUGAACAUGACCGCAGACACUCAACCGCGGGACUCUUUCGGUUACCCUGUGUUCUCCAGCACCACUCCGAGAUAUGCAUACGACCAGUACAAUAGGAACAGACUGCGUGAGCAGAACGACCCUAACAGCGUGUCGACGACUCCAUCACCAUUCAAAGCGCGUUACGACGCGGACGGCCGCCCCAUAGAACUGCCUUUCCAUCUCUUCCAGUCCAAUGAGACCACGGAUUUGCUUUUACAAGAUGCCACAAUAAACUUCCGUAUCCUCAAAGAAGACGAGCAAGCAGCCAGCCAUAUUCUCCGCAACGAAUAUGUCGGAGACCAAGCUGAGAAAGCGGUUCUUGGUAUUAUGGACUGUCCUGUGAAGAGGGCAGUGCUUUGUGUCACCAGCGACCCCGAGAUGGACAAGUGUGUUAAGAUGAGGGUGGCGCUGAAAGCGGCGUUCCUCUCCCCCACCCUGGUGUGCUGGCGCGGCCACAGCGCGCGGCACUGCGAGCGAGCGAUCGCCGACGGAACAGCUGAUUUCGCUGUACUAGACUCGGCCGACAUGCUGCACGCGGCAUACAGAUACAAACUGGUGCCGUUCAUGCAGCUGGUAUACUCGACUGGCAACAGUUGGUACUACGCAGUGGCUGUGGCCAAGGAACAAGACCCGGACACCGACAUCACAUACCUGCGUGGCAAGAACACGUGUCACACUGGUAUAGGCAUGGCGGCCGGUUGGAUCUACCCGCUGGCUUACCUCAUUUCUAACGGGUGGAUACGGCCAUAUGGCUCUGACGGAGCUCAAGCGGCCGCCUCGUACUUCAGCAAGUCGUGCGCCCCCGGAGCCCUAAGUUCGGAAUACGUGGACGCUGGCAGCGUCCCCCACGAUAACCUCUGCCAUCUGUGCCACGGCGGAGCUUUCCGCCGUUGCCGCCGCGACGCCAGCGAGGACUACUACGGCCACAUCGGCGCACUGCGCUGCAUGGUGGAGGGGGGAGGGGACGUCGCCUUCGUCAGACACUCCGCGCCCGCUGAGGCUUCCGGCGGCCGGCGACGUGAGUGGUGGGCAAGGGAUCUGCUGCCUGACGAUUUGCAGCUCUUGUGUCCUGAUGGCACCCGCGCCAAAACCCACGAAUACAAACACUGCAACUUGGGUAAAGUACCUGGCGCAGUUCUGAUGGGUCGCCCCAACCACACGGAGCUGGACACAUACAGCAACCUCAUGCUGUACGCGCAGCAGCUGUACGGAGCUGACACCGGCGACGAUUUCAGCUUCAGCAUGUUCUACUCCCAACCGCCAUACUCUGACCUAAUAUUCGACGACGCCGCCGUCCGUAUAAAGCCGCUGUCACACCGGCAGCGUUCGGCCGAAUUCGUCGCGGGCCGAGCUUUACUCCGAGCAGCGAGGAUUGUCUCCAGCGACGCACCACAAUCAUCUUACCUCAUCGCUUCCGACCCUGAUUUCUUGUCACACGCAUAUAGAGUGGGAUUCGUUGGGAAAAUUCUCGCUUUUGCUUUGUUUAUAAUCGCGUUGUUGCGGUAAUGUGUACGCACCUUUAUAUCUUUUAGAACUUAAUCACUCAUCUGAGCGUUUUCCUGGUUUCUUUAGCAGCCGUUAAGGUUUUUAAUCUAUAGUUUUCAACGUUAAUAUCAAUAAUAUUAAUGUAAUGACUUUAUUACUCCUGUUUGUGUGAGCCAUUUUUUUUUUACUAAGAAUCUCUUAUUUCCUUAUAAGUGCCUUUACACACAGUGCCUCUAUUUUAGUGUGUAAUUUUUAUAUUUCUUAGUAUAAUAUCGUGCAUUUUUAGUAGAAUCUUAUUAUUAAUUGAAUUAGAACUAUCUGUGUUUUUAGAACUUUUUACAUUAUACAACAUUAUUGGUGUUGUGCUACGCAUAAUUCUAUUUUUUAACAAUUAUUAUCUAUUUUCCAUUAUUUUAGAAGAUAUUUCAUCUAUUUGCUGCUAUUUUAUGAAUCUCAUCGAUAUCAAACAAUUUAUUUUAUAGGUGAAGUAUUUAUGCUAUUUUCAUUUUAGGGCCGUAUUUCAAUAACAUUACUUUUAUUUUAAUAAGUAAAUGUGAAAUAUUAUCCUUUGAUAUUAUUUUUUGUAUAAUUGUAUAUGAAACUGGAUUAUUCUAAUAGCUUUAAGAAUAAAUGUAUUUUUACCGUUCCGUCCGCGUCGUUAAAUAUGUUAUAUGCGCAUUUUAGUUUCGACUAAAUCCGUCCAAUCAAAGACUGUCUACGUCUUUCGAAGAAAUAAAAUUACCUAUACAUUUAAAAAAA